AUGCGGGCCUGGGCUUUAAUGGAAUUCUUGCGGAGUGUCGUCACCGGAUUCAAAGAAUGGUCCAAGGUUACGGACAGACCCUGGGCAAAACCCAACCGCGAAAAGUAUUUCUACAAGGUCGAAAACGUUAAUGUCCGGGAGUGGCAUAAGAAACUAGGUGGAAACCCAAAUGGCAGAAAUUAA
Molecule: messenger RNA, 183 nt
Organism: Hymenoscyphus albidus
Lineage: Eukaryota; Fungi; Ascomycota; Leotiomycetes; Helotiales; Helotiaceae
Source: the annotation of a GenBank genome assembly